Messenger RNA from Lodderomyces orthopsilosis Co 90-125, 921 nucleotides. RefSeq lists its product as uncharacterized. The transcript has a single exon. Bases 1 to 921 code for a protein of 306 amino acids. The record is from RefSeq and is a predicted model, not a curated record. Gene Ontology annotation, cellular component: mitochondrial inner membrane. NCBI's taxonomy places the organism in Eukaryota, Fungi, Ascomycota, Pichiomycetes, Serinales, Debaryomycetaceae. Gene Ontology annotation, biological process: proton transmembrane transport; potassium ion transport.
AUGAAGUUCCCGGACAAGAAUUCUAUUUACGUCAUUUCAAUCCCACUAACUACAUCGAGAUCUUUCAUAUAUUGCAACCAUCGACCCAUUCUUCUGAGUCAAACGCCAUUGGUAACCAAAGUUGAAACCAAAGCUGUCAACAUUGCAACAAAAGGAUGGACCAAACUUGUAUCAUCAAAGCUUUCAGUAAAUGUCAAGAUCGUCAAAUGGAUCCGUAAAUUGCUUGCAACUAUACCUUACGAGGAAAAUUGUCUUCGAUCUUUUCCCAACAAGGAUGCAAUGAUUAGAGAAAUCAAUGAAGAGAGUUUGCAUUUGAUCAAACCUGUGGAAAAGGACAGCAAAGGAAUUGUCCAUCAGUCCGACAUUAAGCAACUUAAUAUUCCUGAUAGUCAAUUGAAACCAAUUCCUUUAUAUCACGCAAGAUACCAAAACCCAUCAACAAUCCUCAAAGAGUUGGUCCAUUUCAGAACAGACAAUUACAAAAAACACAAGAACGGAGCAAUUCUAUGCGCCAUUGGUAUUCCAUUAUCAUUGCCGUUUGCAUUAGUGCCAGUAGUUCCCAAUGUCCCCGGGUUUUACCUUGCCUAUAGAUUAUAUUGCCAUGUCAAGGCUUUAUUGGGGAUAAACCAUUUGGAUUAUUUAUUAGACAAAAACGCAUCACAUAUUAGAUUUACCGAGCUUACGCAGAUAGAUGAAGCUUACAAAGCAGAAGAAAGAGAUGAGGAGAAGGAGGAAAAAAAUGAGGAGGAAGAGGAGGAAGAGGGGGAGGAAGAGCGGCUUUUAAUUACUUCCGAAAUAAUAGACACACUUGUCACAAAGUUGUCCCUAGAAAACAACGUCAAAGACGAUUUGACAAAAGCGUUGAUGCAGACAAAGAAACGAUUGAAGAAGAAGAUCAAAUUGAGCGAUACAGUUGAAUAG